Messenger RNA from Toxorhynchites rutilus septentrionalis, 2875 nucleotides. RefSeq names its product peptide transporter family 1. The record is from RefSeq and is a predicted model, not a curated record. Bases 403 to 2568 code for a protein of 721 amino acids. Gene Ontology annotation, biological process: oligopeptide transport; transmembrane transport. Lineage: Eukaryota; Metazoa; Arthropoda; Insecta; Diptera; Culicidae. The transcript has 7 exons. Gene Ontology annotation, molecular function: dipeptide transmembrane transporter activity. Gene Ontology annotation, cellular component: membrane.
AUCGCUUGCCAUUAGACGUAUUCGUUUCACGUGAUUAUGUGUACAAUGAGUGUGAGAAAUUCCUCCGCGUUCGAGAGGAUUUAAACUGUGACACUGGAUGGUUCGUUCUCAAUUGAAGGUUGUUGGUGUUGUUAGAGACAGAAGUUCCCUAGAUUUGGUUCCUUCAACUAGACAACAUUGUGCAUUUUGGCUUCAGUCACACGGCAGCUUGCCAACCGAGCUCUUCCGGCGGUUUAAGCGAACAGGCUAAACAGUGUAGCAGUUCAGGGAAAUUAUAAAAAAAUAAUUGGAUCGGUUAUUUUGCAGCACGUGUGUGUGAUUACUUCUCGUUAGUUUGAAGGAAUUAGAUAUGCUGAUAGAGAACUGCUGCUAGUUGGAACACUCGGAAUCGCAAGAUCAAACAUGGCGGAUGAACCGAAGACGGGAGAGGUUGUGCCCACCAAUGGCGAAGCGAAGGAUGUGGAAGGAGAAUCGAAGAAAUUGAAGUACCCACGUGCGAUUCCCUUCAUUAUCAGCAAUGAGUUCUGCGAGCGGUUCAACUACUAUGGCAUGCGAACCGUCCUUGUGCUGUAUCUGACGCGAAAGCUGGAUUACGACGAUGACACCGCCACCGUUAUGUACCACUCGUUCACGACGCUGGUGUACUUCAUGUGUGUCAUCGGCGCCAUCAUCUCCGACAGCUGGCUGGGUCGGUUCCGUACGAUCCUGUACCUUUCGGUGGUGUACGUGUGCGGAAGCACGCUGAUUGCGUUGGGAGCCAUCCCAACCUGGAAUCUCGAUGCCCGAGCCAUGACGAUCGUGGGACUGCUGCUGAUCGCAAUCGGUUCCGGAGGUAUCAAACCGUGCGUUGCCGCCUUCGGCGGGGAGCAGUUCAAGAUGCCCGAACAGGCCAAGUAUCUGGCCGUGUUCUUCUCGAUGUUCUACUUUGCGAUCAAUUUGGGUUCGUUCAUAUCGACCAUGAUUACGCCCAUUCUGCGGGAAGAUGUGAAGUGCUUCGGAGACGAUGACUGUUUUUCGCUUGCGUUUGGUGUUCCGGGAGUUCUUAUGGUGGUGUCCAUCAUUAUUUUCUUGUUCGGCAAACCACUGUAUAAGAUUACCGCCCCGGCUGGCAACAUGUUCGUGAAGGUUUCCAAAUGUAUUGCGACAGCCAUUCGAACCCGAUCGAAGGAGAAGGACGUAAAUCCUCGUGAACAUUGGUUGGAUUACUCGGAGAAGCGAUGGGGUCAGCAACUUGUCGAUGAAACAAAGAUUCUGCUGAAUGUCCUGAAGCUGUAUAUUCCUCUGCCAAUCUUCUGGGCGUUGUUCGAUCAGCAAGGCUCUCGUUGGACGUUCCAGGCCACCCGUAUGGACGGAGAUCUUGGAUUCUGGACCAUCAAACCGGAUCAGAUGCAGGUUAUCAACCCGUUGUUGAUCUUGUUCUUCAUUCCUCUGUAUGAGGUUGCGUUUUAUCCUUUACUGUCGAUGAUUGGCAUUCGUCGCCCGCUGCAAAAGCUUACGCUGGGUGGAAUUUUGGGCGGAGUUGCGUUUGUUAUUUCCACCUUUGUUGAAAUCGAACUGGAAAGCACGUAUGCCGUGUUGCCGAAGGCUGGCGAGUCCCAGAUUCGAAUAUUUAACGGGAUGAACUGUUUGUACGAUGUUCAGACGGACAUCCCAAACCAUGGCAAUUUCGUUCUCGAUGGAAUGAAAAUGUUCGAGGAGAAAUAUGUAUGGGUUGGGGGUAAGAAAUCAUUCAAGUAUACCUUUACUUCGAAAUCAAGCGGGGCUGGAUGUAGCACUCCAAUAAGUGGUCAAUUUGAAUUGGAGGAAUUUGAACAGAUUUCGUACUUUGUUAAUAAUCGCGGGGGACAGCCCAACUUGCUGCGUUAUGUGGACAACACAGAUAAAUCAUCCAAGGGAUAUCCACUAUUCCGAGUGUUGGGAAAUACUGCGAUCGAUCGGACAUUCGUUUUCAAAGAUAUUGGAAGCUCUGAAACAUCCGAUAGACAUAAGAAUAGUACGUACUUCAAUGAGAUUAUAGAGUCGUACCCAUCGAUGUACGAAAUAAGUAUCGACGGAAAGCCUGUGAUGUCAGAAUACCCGUUGCGACUGGGAGGUGUUUACGCAUUCAUAUUCUCCGAGGAUGAUGGAAAUAUCAAAGCUGACGCCAUCAUCGUAACCGAGCCCAACUCGGUCAACAUGCUUUGGUUGGUGCCACAGUACGUGGUUCUAACGCUGGGCGAGGUCAUGUACUCGAUCACCGGGUUGGAGUUCUCCUUCACCCAAGCGCCGGAGAGUAUGAAAUCCGUGCUGCAGGGCUGCUGGCAGCUCACGGUCGCCGUCGGCAAUCUGAUCGUGGUCAUCGUGGCCGAAGCGAGAAUUUUCGACGCCCAGAAGUGGGAAUUUAUGCUUUUCGCUGCUCUGAUGUUUAUCGAUAUGGGCAUAUUCGCCGUUCUGGCUUACUACUACAAACCGAUUCCGCUGAAGGAUUAUACACAGGAAUCCGAUGCUGUUACUACAAGGAAAGAUUCUGCACAAGAGAAUGACGAUCCAGCUGACGCGAGUACGACACGAAAGCGACACUUCCCUUAGAAAACCAAUAAUCGACAGAAAUGAAUGACGAUAUAGUUAAUUAUGUUUUUAUGGGUGCUGUUGUACAGCCGACAUUUUUUCCAUCGCUGAGUGUGUGGAUUAACUAUGUUACAGAUUAAAUGAGAUUUCAAAACAUGAAACUUUGUUUGAUUACCCAGCGGCGGAUGUGAUGAAAUAUACCGUGUCGUGCCCAAAUAUACCACCUCACAGUACAUGACUGGCUAAAAAACUCGAUUAUCUCUUUCCAAUUCAUCUUCGUCGGGAUUUCCACCAGCACGAUUCCUGUCUCAUACAUCACAUCAACACA